CCGUCUCUAAUUAAUAGUUGGUUUCAUUAUACUGACUCCGAAAACAAUAGCCGAGAAACACAACACAACACAACUAUAGCAGCGAAAAGUGAAAACCUUGGAAUUACUGCUUUUUCAGAAAAAACAAUAACGGCUGACUGCUUUGAAGCAACUUCUUUCAGUGUAAGCUGCUGGCUUCUCUCAUCGCCGAUUUCAUCCCAUCGUAUCGGGUUUCUGAAUUCGAGGCGAUUAGAUCGGCGUUGAUUUUACGCGAUGGAAGGUAACAAAGACGAAGCAUUGCGAUGCAUCAAAAUCGCCGAAGAAGCGAUUGCUUCAGGUAACAAAGAUCGCGCUCUCAAAUUCAUGAAAAUCGCCAAACGUCUAAACCGUGAUUUAUCGCUUGAUUCCUUGUUCACGAAGUGCGAACGACUGGAUUCUCAGUCCGCCGCCUCUUCCUCCGGCGUUGGCACCUCGGAUAAACCGGGAAGAGCCAGAGAUGGUGGUGGUGGUGGUUUGAAUGUUGAGAGGACUUACACGGAGGAGAAUGUUAAGUUGAUUAGGGAAAUUAAAGGAAAAAGUGAUUACUAUUCGAUUUUAGGUUUGGAGAAAAGUUCUUCUGUUGAAGAGAUUAGGAAGGCUUAUAGGAAACUGUCUUUGAAGGUUCAUCCUGAUAAGAAUAAAGCGCCGGGUUCGGAAGACGCGUUUAAGAAAGUUUCGAAGGCGUUUAAGUGUUUGAGUGACGGUGAUUCUAGACGUGAGUAUGAUCAAGGAGGGUUAGUUGAUGAGUUUGAUUCGAAUUAUAAUCAGGGGAACAAUUUUAGGCGGAGGAGGAGAAGGAAUACUACGAGUCAUGAUGUUUUCGAAGAGGAGUUUGAUCCUAAUGAGAUAUUUAGAGCUUUCUUUGGACAACCUGAUGUGUUUGGGAGGAGAAAUCAUGUUUAUACGACUCGAGGUGGCGGUGGGAUGGGUAACCAACAUCAGAGGCGUGAGGUUCAGGGUGGAGGAGGACAUUAUCUUAUGCUGAUGAUUCAGCUUCUGCCGUUGUUGAUUAUUUUGUUGCUGGCUUACAUGCCCUUUUCGGAUCCUGAAUAUUCCUUGCACAGGAAUCAGUCCUACCAGAUUCCGAAGGUUACUGAGGAUUAUGGGGUUCAGUUUUUCGUGAAAUCUCAGGCAUUUGAUUCUAAUUAUCCGAUUGGUAGUUCGGCUCGCGAGACCAUUGAGGAUAAUAUUAUAAAGGAUUAUAAGAGUAUGCUUCGUCGGUAUUGUCAAGUGGAGAUUCAGAGGCGUACUUGGAAUAGGAAUCUGGCUGUUCCUCACUGUGAAAAGCUUCAAAAUUUUGGGGUUGUAGCUUGAAGCUAAAGUGACUUCAUGGAUGUUAUUUGCUUGGCUUGAGGGUUCUUGUAUCAGUUGCUCAGCUUUUACCAUCAUUUUAAUUUUUCAUGAUGUAUAAUAUACGGUAGGAGUAACCCUUGUCACAAGCGGAAUGUUACAUUAGUAACUGCCAGUCAAGUGCCAUGCUGAUCUUGCUCUGAGAUUUAUUUUGAUAAGUAUGCAUAAAAAUGAGUUUCUUAUUGUUGUGAGGGGAUAUUUGGAUGUGAUUACCUAUUAUAGGGUUAUCAACAUUGGAGAAGAGUGCAACAGAUAGUAGCACAAAUCAUGAGUAUCAGCAGUGAGGUCAUUGCAAGUUGCAAGCUCGUGAACUGGGCUUAUAGUAUUCUUGAGGCAGUCUAACAAUUUUUAUACAGUCGUAGUAUGCACAUUACAUUAUUGAAAAAAGAAGUGAAAUCAAAUAAUUGCUACGUUCAAAUGAAUGAAUACUCCCUCUUCUGAGGAAGACAUACAAUCAUGAUUGAUUUUGAUUAUUGACAUAGGCAUGUUGAACGAGUGUUGACAUCAUUCCAAUGAUAAAAAAAACUCCCACAAUUAUAAUGUAAUGCAUUUUUCUUUA
Vicia villosa (hairy vetch) is the source of this 1927-nucleotide messenger RNA. Its product is annotated as chaperone protein dnaJ 49. Gene Ontology annotation, molecular function: Hsp70 protein binding. Lineage: Eukaryota; Viridiplantae; Streptophyta; Magnoliopsida; Fabales; Fabaceae. Bases 253 to 1332 code for a protein of 359 amino acids. The record is from RefSeq and is a predicted model, not a curated record. Gene Ontology annotation, cellular component: endoplasmic reticulum membrane. Gene Ontology annotation, biological process: cellular response to misfolded protein. The transcript has 3 exons.